This is a messenger RNA of Linnemannia hyalina, 1134 nucleotides long. NCBI's taxonomy places the organism in Eukaryota, Fungi, Mortierellomycota, Mortierellomycetes, Mortierellales, Mortierellaceae. The record is from the annotation of a GenBank genome assembly.
AUGACAUUCGCACACGCCAGAUCCUUGUCACAACGGCGCGACGACAUCAGCACAUCGAAACUCGCAGCAGCAGCAGCAGUAGCAGUAGACAAGCGCGAUCUCUUGGGUGAACUCAUUCCCACUGGCAAGAACGGCGAUCCUUCUUCUCCAGCGCCAGCACCUGCAGCACCGGCUCCCGCGCCAGCAUCAGCACCAGAAAACCCACCUUCGACACCAGCGCCGUCUUCACCUCCUCCAGCACCGGCCCCGGAAAAGAAGGAUCCAGAACCAGCCUCAGAACUAGCAACAUCUUCUCCACAAAAGACGCAGGGUGGCCCUGGGUUGGUUGAGCAGUUGCUAGGUGGUGACUCUGAGCCAGAUCCACCAAAGACUUCGUCUUCUCCUCCGAAUUCUCCGGCUACAUCUUCAACAUCUCCUGCGACCUCUGCGGAACACAAGAAGAAACCCACCCAGGCCGCGGGAACUACUACAGGCGGUGGCAGUGGUAGCUCAAGAACUGAUGACGAUUCUUCCACGUCCUCUAAAGGCGGCAAUACCAUGACUACGUCUGGUCUCAACGGCGGCCAAGACCAAGACCCCGCCACCGCCACGAGUGGUGUCAACAGCAACAACAAGGACGUAGCGACUACUCCUAAAGAAGGUCUCUCAUCUGGCAUUGUCGCCAUGAUCAUCAUCAUCGUUCUCGGAGCCCUGGCCGCAAUCCUUUUGAGCUGUUACCGAAUCCGCCAAUCCCGCGUCCGGAGGAAAGAACGUGAAGACUGCUGGGACGAAAACAUCCUCAAGAAUCAUGUCGGUACCAUCGGGUACAACGGUGGGACGAACGGCAGUAUCAGUGGUGGGUCGAAUGGUGUGGGGUCGAUUGACGUCAAGUCAGAGGCGUUAGGGGAUGGAGGGUGUCAUGGGGCGGUGGUUGAGGCUGCGUAUGCGGGGAGGGGCAGUUUGGGAGGGUCGAGUUUGAGGGAUAACCAGAGUGUUGGGGGUGGUAGUAAUAUGUAUGGAGGAGGAGGAGGAGGAGGAGGGACUUAUUCGCCGUAUUCGCAGCAUGCUCACGCUUACUCUCAAGGGUAUCCUCAACAGCAGCAACAGCAGCAGCAAGGAUAUGGUGGCGGUGGAUAUGGCGGGACUUACUACUAG